UCAAGCUGGUAAUUAAUUUAUUUGAUAUAUUUAUUUUAUGCGAAUUUUCAAGUUUGAGUUUUUUCACCAUUCACUAAUAUUAAUUGAAAUUCAUUUUUUUUUUUUAUAUCAGAGUAAUUAAGAACUUAAGGAAACCCAAACAAUGGAUAGAUUUUUUGCUUUAGAAAAAGUAGAUGGCAACAUUAUUAAUUGUUUUAUUGAUGUUAGAAUGCAAACAUGUACGAUAGACCUAUACUCGGGGCAAAUGAACACAUGCUCAUAGUCACAUGUAUUGAGCCGCAAUUCUAGCCCGGCCCCCGGUUCAUCUCCUUAUAAUAGAACCGGAUUGAGAAAUAAAAGUUAGUACAAACGACACAAAGUUUAACUCUGUUUUACACAUCCGACAAUUUCCGUUCUACACUUCUACACAUCCGACAGUUCCUUUGUCCCAAAGAGUUCUAAGAGUAGACAAAGUUUGAAACGGCUGCUGUGAACCCCAAAUAUCAUUUUGUGAAGCUGUAGUAAAAUCUCAAAACCUCGUUUCAACAAUUUGUUAAAUGCGCAUAACCAUUCAUCCAAAAACAUGUAUAUGAAUAAUUUCCAGUUAGAUACCAAUCACUUCCUAACACUGAACUCCACUAGAACAUUACCAAAUGUAGGAGUUUCAGUUUCCACAAAUACAGGAAUAUCAGUAUCUCCACUAGAAAACAUUGAACCCGUUAAAAAACUGAGAGAAAAAAGGCUUCUUGAAACAUCUAAUGGAACUGUGAAGAAGUUCGGUGUAAUUCACAAACAGAGUCGUGAUAAAGCUAAUGACUCUGCUCAUAAAAAUGGGUUCGGGAAACAGGCUUUGGAGCAGAACCCAGAUAGGCAACAGAGAAAAAUGGGAAGGAAUAAUUAUAAAACCAUGAACAACAAGAGUUUGGGUGUUAAAUUUCAUAGGAUAAACGGUAAUGAUUCGGUCGACAAAGUGCGCACCAAGUGUUCGACGAAAUGGGUGAACUAUGGUGGUUCUAUUCCAUCAAUUUUGGAGGCUUUGGAAACGAUUAAGAAUUUGGAUGAGGCAUUGAAACCAUGGGAGGAUACACUCAGUAAUAAAGAAAGGAGCAUAAUCUUGAAGGAGCAAUGUAGUUGGGAAAGAGCUAUGGAGAUUUUUGAGUGGUUUAAAAGCAGGGGUUGUUAUGAAUUGAAUGUGAUUCAUUACAAUAUUAUGAUUCGGAUUCUUGGCAAAGCAAAGCAAUGGAGAUACCUUGAAUGUUUGUGUAAUGAAAUGAGUUUUAAACGGAUUUCGCCUAUCAAUUCUACAUAUGGUACAUUGAUUGAUGUUUAUAGCAAAGGUGGUCUUAGGGAAAAGGCACUUGAUUGGCUUGAGAAGAUGAAUAAACAAGGGAUGGAACCUGAUGAAGUAACGAUGGGGAUAGUCGUACAAAUGUAUAAGAAGGCAGGAGAGUUUCAAAAAGCUGAGGAGUUUUUUAAGAAGUGGUCAUUGCGCGAGGCUUUGAGGCAUAAGGUAACCGGGAAAGCAAGUGUUAGAGUGGAGAAUGAAAGGCAAAUGGAUGUUUCUUUAAGCUCACACACAUACAAUACGAUGAUAGACACGUAUGGGAAGGCUGGACAAAUUAAAGAAGCAUCUGACAUUUUUGCAGAGAUGCUUCGGAAAAGGAUAUUGCCAACAACAGUGACUUUCAACACAAUGAUUCACAUUUGUGGUAAUCAAGGCCAGCUUGAAGAAGUGGCCUUGCUUAUGCAGAAGAUGGAGGAACUUCGAUGCCCACCUGAUACAAGGACAUAUAACAUUCUUAUUUUCAUUCAUGCUAAGCACAAUGAUAUAAACAUGGCAGCUAGCUACUUUAAAAGGAUGAAGAAGGAUCAGUUACAGCCAGACCUUGUGAGUUAUCGCACCCUCCUGUAUGCUUUCUCAAUAAGGCAUAUGGUCAAUGAUGCAGAAAAUUUGGUGUCAGAGAUGGAUGAAAAGGGUAUAGAGAUUGACGAGUAUACACAAUCAGCUUUGACUAGAAUGUACAUAGAAGCUGGGAUGCUUGAGAAGUCAUGGUUAUGGUUCUGGAGGUUUCAUCUUGCAGGAAAUAUGAGUUCUGAGUGCUAUUCUGCCAACAUGGAUGCAUAUGGGGAGCGUGGGCAUGUAAAGGAAGCUGCAAGAGUUUUUGCAUGCCGCUUGGAGCAGAACAAACUUACUGUCCUUGAGUUCAAUGUGAUGAUUAAAGCAUAUGGUUUUGGAAAGAAUUACGAGAAAGCGUGUGACUUAUUUGAUAGCAUGGAGAGUCAUGGUGUAGUUCCAGAUAAAUGUAGCUAUAGUUCCCUCGUACAAAUUUUGGCUAGUGCAGACUUACCUGACAAAGCAAAACACUAUCUGAAGAAGAUGCAAGAAGCAGGACUGGUUAGCGAUUGCGUCCAAUAUUGUGCUGUGAUCUCAAGCUUUGUAAAAUUAGGUAAACUGGAAAUGGCAGAGGAGGUAUAUAAGGAGAUGGUUGGCUUUGAUGUGAAGCCAGAUAUUAUAGUUUAUGGCGUGUUGAUAAAUGCUUUUGCUGACAGUGGAUGUGUUAAAGAAGCUAUCAGUUACAUUGAUGCAAUGAAAGGAGCAGGCUUGCCUGGAAAUACAGUCAUAUACAACUCCUUGAUCAAGCUCUAUACCAAAGUUGGAUACUUAAGAGAAGCACAAGAAACCUACAAACUGCUUCAGUCAUCGGAUGUGGGUCCUGAAACAUAUUCUUCAAAUUGUAUGAUAGAUCUAUACAGUGAACAAUCUAUGGUCAAACCAGCAGAAGAGAUUUUUGAGAGCAUGAAGAGGAAAGGGGAUGCAAAUGAGUUUACUUAUGCAAUGAUGUUAUGCAUGUAUAAAAGACUUGGUUGGUUUGAACAAGCCAUUCAAAUUGCAAAACAGAUGAGAGAACUGGGACUUUUAACUUAUUUGUUGAGCUACAAUAAUGUGCUUGGGCUGUACGCAUUGGAUGGCAGAUUUAAAGAGGCGGUAGGAACUUUCAAGGAAAUGGUAGGAGCUGGCAUACAACCUGAUGAUUGCACCUUCAAGUCCCUUGGAAUUGUUUUAGUGAAAUGUGGAAUAUCAAAGCAGGCGGUUGGCAAGCUGGAAGCAACUACCAAGAAGGAUCGUCACAGUGGCUUGCAGACAUGGCUAGCGGCUCUCUCUGCUGUAGUUGAAGUGGAUGAGGACGAUGACGAUGUGAGAUUAACAUGACCAAUUAAUGUGUAAAAAAGUGUGAGCGAAUCUGUAUUAUUUUGUACUAUAAUUUCCUUGACCAAUCAAUUUCAGUCUUUAUGAAAUCUUUCCAUUGUGCUGCAA
Molecule: messenger RNA, 3295 nt
Organism: Ricinus communis (castor bean)
Lineage: Eukaryota; Viridiplantae; Streptophyta; Magnoliopsida; Malpighiales; Euphorbiaceae
Product: pentatricopeptide repeat-containing protein At3g23020
Exons: 1
Coding region: 563-3190 (875 amino acids)
Molecular function (GO): protein binding
Source: RefSeq, a predicted model, not a curated record